Arachis stenosperma is the source of this 1905-nucleotide messenger RNA. RefSeq lists its product as uncharacterized. NCBI's taxonomy places the organism in Eukaryota, Viridiplantae, Streptophyta, Magnoliopsida, Fabales, Fabaceae. The transcript is spliced from 3 exons. The record is from RefSeq and is a predicted model, not a curated record. The coding region runs from base 1 to 1905 and encodes 634 amino acids.
AUGGACAACAAAAUUCAGAGGAUAGAGGAAGAGAUUAGGAAGGUUGAUGAGUUGGUAGGUAAUGGAGUGUAUGAUGGAACUAUGGAGGCUAGAAGAAAGGCGUUAGUUACUUGUUGUGAGAGGUGGUAUGUGAGGAAAGAGGUUCACUGGAAGCAGAUGUCUCGAUCUAGACAAGCAAAGGAUAUGGACAAGGACACUAGAUAUUUCCACAAUAUAGCGUCUGCAAGAAGAAGAAAUAAUAGGAUUGAUUCCCUGGUUGUUAAUGGCAGGCUGGUGAGGAACCAAGCUAGAAUAAAAAUAGCAAUCAGAGAGUUCUAUAAAGAUCUAUACCAUCAGGAAGCUUCUUCUGUGUUGGGAUUCCGAGAAGGUCUUGUGGAAAGGAUAGAUGAGGAAGACUCGGCGAUGUUGGAGGCAAUGCCGUCGACCGUAGAGAUCAGGGAGGCAGUAUGGGAUUGCGAGUCAUCUAAAGCGCCGGGUUAUGAUGGUUAUAACACGAAUUUUAUUAAGAGGUGCUGGGCGGGGAUUGGGUCUGAUUUCACGGCUACUGUGAUGGGAUUCUUCCAGACAUCCAGGUUACCAGCGGAGUCAAAUAUAACUUGGGUGGCGCUGGCACCUAAGUUUAUUGGUGCAAAGGAGAUCAAAGACCUGCGGCCCAUUAGUAUGGUGGGGUGUGUGUACAAGGUUAUCUCAAAGGUGUUAGUCAGGAGAAUGAGAUCAGUGAUGCCAGGUCUAGUAGGUGAGACUCAGAGUGCGUUCGUGAGGGGUAGAAAGAUCCAUGAUGGGGCUCUUAUAGCGUGUGAAACAGUCCAUUGGCUAAAAAGAAGGCAUAAGGAGGCAGCCAUAAUCAAGCUUGAUUUCCAAAAAGCUUAUGACAGAGUUAAGUGGAGUUUUGUGGAUAUGGUGCUGCAGAAGAUGGGGUUUGGGUGUAGAUGGAGAGCUUGGGUUAAGGAGUGUGUGACCACAACUUCUAUGUCAGUAUUGAUUAAUGGUUCACCUUCUAAACCGUUUAAGAUGGAAAGGGGUUUGAGACAAGGCGAUCCACUCUCUCCGUUCUUGUUUGUACUGGUUGUGGAUGUUCUACAUAGGAUGGUUGGCCAGGCAGUGAGGAACGGGCAAAAUGAGACCAUAAAGAACUACAAGCGGCUGCUGCGAUGGUUUGAGCUGAUGUCCGGACUUAGUAUUAAUUUUGAUAAGUCUAGUCUGAUUCCAAUCAACUGCGAGGAGCAAUGGGUACAACGAAUGUGCAGAUUGUGGGGUUGUAAGGAGGAUGCCGAAGGCGGUUGCGGACAAAUUAAUUUCCUUGCAGAGAAGGUUCCUAUGGAGCAAGGAAGAUGGCAGGCAUGGUAUGGCGCUGGUUCGAUGGAAGUUGGUGUAGGUCCCAAAGAAAUUAGGGGGUUAGGAGUUGGCGAUGCUAUGGUUCGGAACACUGCACUCUUGUUUAAGUGGUGGUGGAGGUUUGCUAAGGAAGAGUGUCCAUUGUGGAAAAAGGUUGUUUGUUCCUGUAAUAAUCUGAAACCGGAUGAGUUACUCUCCACUCAAGUGUUACAUACCAGAGGAGGCCCUUGGAAGGAUAUAUGUCAGAUACAGAUAACAGAUCAACUUUUAAGACAAAAGAUGAUUACAGGUCUGUCCAUGGAGGUUGGUGAUGGUCGUCGGACUCGAUUUUGGGAGGAUGUUUGGCUACAGUCUGGUGCCUUGAAAGAUCGGUUCCCCCGUCUCUUCUCUGUUUCAAACCAGUGUGGUUCUUUUAUUGGGGAGUGUGGGUUCUGGGAUGGGCUGGAAUGGGUUUGGAACUUCCUAUGGAGGCGAGAGCUCUUCCAGUGGGAGUUGGGGCUCCUGGGUCAGUUGCACGAGACUUUGCGACCUGUGAGGAUAGUAAAUACUAGGGAGGAUAGAGUGGUGUGA